GCUAGAGUUUCGAUUAACCUUUCGGAAUCUGACUGGAAAUUUUUAAUACAAAAUUCAAACAAAGAAAAAAGUGCAGGAUGAAUAGACCAGGAGACAAUCAGCAGCAAUUGCAAGGUCAGCAAUCGCUUCCAGUGCCGCAGAAUGGUCCGGUUAUGUAUGGCAGUGGGAUCGUCUUCGGUGGCAAUGUGUAUCCCGUGUUGAUCGAUGGCGUGCCCAUCCAGCCUCCAGCGGGAGCUCAUCAGGCGGCGGUCCAGCAACGCAUGCAUAUGCAGCCCAUGCAGCAGCCUUCGGGCGAUCAUCAGAUGGUGGCGCAACAACGCAUCCCGAUGCCGCAGGGGCUCCAGGGUCCCCAUCCUCACCAGAAUAUUCCUAAGCCGCUGCCACACCGUCGGGCCUAUCAGCAAAUUGAUGCCCCAACAGGGAGUAGAGGUCCUUCAAUGAGCCAGCAGGUGCGACCGUUUAACAACCAACAAAUGCAACUGCAACUGCAACAGCCACUGCGACCGCAGCAACAGCUGGCGGGAAUGGGCAAUGGUUCCUUCAACUUCAACCAUCAACCGAGUGCUGGUGGCGACUUUUCCGGAGGAUGGGACGGUUAUGCCAUGUGGCAGCCCAUAGACGUUAACAAAUCCUACGCGAUCGGCUGGAAUCCAUUCUAAACGCUGUCCAUCUCGAAGUAGCUUCAAGCAUUAAAGUGUGGAGUCUAGUAAAACAAAUCAAGUGAAAAAAGA
Drosophila serrata is the source of this 731-nucleotide messenger RNA. RefSeq lists its product as uncharacterized. Lineage: Eukaryota; Metazoa; Arthropoda; Insecta; Diptera; Drosophilidae. The record is from RefSeq and is a predicted model, not a curated record.